Sorghum bicolor (sorghum) is the source of this 1147-nucleotide messenger RNA. RefSeq lists its product as uncharacterized. Lineage: Eukaryota; Viridiplantae; Streptophyta; Magnoliopsida; Poales; Poaceae. The transcript is spliced from 3 exons. Bases 181 to 753 code for a protein of 190 amino acids. The record is from RefSeq and is a predicted model, not a curated record.
UCCAGCCCAAAAGAUAAGCCUUUCAACCAGUGGUCACAUUCAGAUUUCUUCGAUUUCUGCAGACAGCGAAACUGAGGAGAAUCCCAAGAAGCAGAGCUGGUGAAACAAGGCAAAGGCAAGGCAAGGCAAGGCUGCCCCAAAUUACAUUGUUGCGUCAGGCAAGAAGAGGAGCAGGAAGAAAUGGCUGCAAUACCUGCAGUGAUCUCGGGCUGCUGCUCUUCGUCUCGCCUGUCCCAGCCUGCUGGCCUCCUGCCCUCCACAAGCAGCAGAAGGCGCUUCAAGGUCACGGCCAUGGCGCCCAAGAAGAAGGUAAACCGCUACGACGAGAACUGGUCGAAGCAGUGGUUCGGCGCGGGCCUCUUCGCGGAGGGCAGCGAGGAGGUGACCGUGGACGUGUUCAAGAAGCUGGAGCGGCGCAAGGUGCUGAGCACCGUGGAGAAGGCCGGCCUGCUGUCCAAGGCCGAGGAGCUGGGCGUGACGCUCUCCUCGCUGGAGCAGCUGGGCCUGCUGUCCAAGGCCGAGGACCUGGGCCUGCUCAGCCUCGUCGAGACCGCGGCGGGGACGUCGCCCUCCGUCCUCGCCUCCGUCUCGCUGCCGCUCCUCGUGGCCGCCGUCGUCGCCGUGGUCGUCGUGCCCGACGACUCCGCCGCGCUCGUCGCCCUACAGGCCGUCGUCGCGACGGUGCUCGCGGCGGGAGCCGCCGGGCUGUUCGUAGGCUCCGUCGUGCUUGCUGGCCUGCAGGAGUCGGAUUGACCCACCGGCUGAGUUACGUCGUCAACAGUACCGCAUUCGAGUGUUGCGGUCGCUCAACGCUGCAUGCGGACGCUUGGCCAGGGUGCCUGCUCUCCUCUCAACGCAACUGCACUGAAGACCCAACCGCAGGCGCAUCACGUGCAUGUUGCUCCAAGCCGACUACGCCGCCGGUGGAGUGCAUGCAGCUACAGUGCUUUCUAUUUUGCAGGUGAAGGGUCAGGUUGUCCCAUCAAAUCACCUAGCCCCAUAAGAGUAUAUGAUAUUUCCUUUACGAGAGCAGAUUACACGGUAUUGUAACAUAUUUUACUACUUCUAUUUUGGUGUAAAUUCUAUGUUUAACUGGUGUAAAUUGAUUAUUUGUAAAUAGAAAUAGUUAGAAUUACUCGAACUAUUA